UGUAAAGUAAAAGCUAUCUCGGCGCUGCUUUCGAAGUCAGGAAAGUGUGCAUCCGACCUCACAAACAAAAAUUUCGCUGCAUCACAAGUAAUUUACAUAUCAUCAUGGCUUCAAUUGCACGCUGCCUGAGGGCUGCCAGGCCUGUAGGAGUUUCCAUUCUCGCCAAGACCCCGCGACCGGCGCCGGCCGUCGGUAAAAUGAAUGUGGUUCGGCCGUUUUCGGUCACUGCCAUAAACCCGAUUCGCAAGUACACCAAAGACCACGAAUGGAUUGACCUCAGCGCCGACAAGAAGACUGGCGUCAUCGGUAUUUCUGAGUAUGCGGCCGAAGCCCUGGGCGACGUCGUAUACGUCGAGCUGCCCGACAUAGGCAAAGAUAUUUCCAAGGGCGAUGCCAUUGGCGCCGUCGAAUCGGUCAAGUCGGCUGCCGACAUCAACUCCCCCAUCUCGUGCCGAGUCACUCAGGUCAACAACGUCCUUGAGGAGGCUCCCGGUACCAUCAACAAGGUCCCCGAGGAUGAUUCCCACGGCGGUGGCUGGAUUGCAAAGGUCGAGGUUGGCGAGCAGGGCGUCAAGGAGCUGGAUGAGCUUAUGGAUGCCGAGGCCUACAAGGCUUUCACUGAUGCUGCCGAGGAGCACUAAAUCUGUGCUGCACAGUUGAUUGUCAGACAUGGUCCAAAGGUGCAAGCUGAAACGGGUCAUGCGGCAGCUUGCUUGAGCAAUAUCAUCCGCUGUGCUAGAUUUUGCUUCAUGGAGCUGCCGGAAUCAGCUCUGAAGUGCAAUUUACCUGGGUUGUAUGUAGCAUUACUGGGAAGGGGUUCAAAAUCUAGACCGAGUCUUUUGCUCGCCGUUGUCAUUAAGCUUGCUUUUGUCUCCUGUCUAAUGCCCUACAGAUGUUCUAUCUCUCUGUGUGUCCGUAACACUAAGAACUUGUGCCAUGCUUGGGAGUACAGUGCAGUCUCACGCCGCCGCUCCAGCUACCGUCUUCACUGGCGGUGCCAAGCGAGUCUGGGUGAUGACAUCAAGUAUUUUCUUUGCUCCUCUCUCCACCAAAACCUGUGAUACUUGCUUACCGAGAGCCUCGGCUUCCUCCUGGUUGGAGACAGGGGCGGACGCGUCAGCAUCUACUGCCUCCGACCCAUCCAGAGCCACUACUGUGGCCCUCAACCUGAGCGUUUUGCCCUCGUCCAACCAUGAUGUCUCGACGCCGAUGGGAACGCUGCAUCCACCCUCCAGUGUUCGCAUGACCGUCCUCUCGGCCCAGCCGGCUUUCAUCGUCGGCAUGUGCACCAGACACUCGAGCACCUUCAAGGUCUCCUUGUCACCCUUCCGUACCUCGAGCCCAAGAGCACCCUGUCCCACGGCGUGCAAGACACCACCACCUUCCGUCGUCGAGUCGAGAUACUGCGCGAUUCGCGAGUGUUGAUCCAUACGGUGUAGGCCUGCGGCUGCCAAGAUAAUGCAGUCGAACUCGCCAUCCUCGGCGUCGAGCUUGCGCAACCUCGUGUCGAUGUUGCCGCGGUAGUCCCGGAAACGCAGCUCGGGGUACCACCGCUUGAGCUGAGACGAUCUCCUUGGGCUGCUGGUACCAACCAGACUGCCUUUGGGCAAAUCACCAAUGGUCUUGCAGCCGGCCUGAACAUGUUUGGGCUUGAUGACCACGACAUCGCGCGGGUCCUCACGCUCCAUGACCGCGCCGAGCUCGCAGUUAUCCGGGAGGGUAGUCGGCAUGUCCUUGAGGCAGUGGACGAUGAAGUCGACCUCGCCAGUAGUGAGCAUUGCCUCGAGCUCGUUGGUCCACAUGCCCUUUCCCAUUGAAGGCAGUGGUGACACCUUGUCCUUGUCUCCCUGAGUGGCGAUGGCGUUCACUUCGAAUUUGAUAUCCGGGUGCUCCUUUUGCAGAAGUGCAACCGUAUGUUCUACCUGCCUGAUGGCAAGUGGCGACCGGCGGGUGCCGAUCUUGACGACCCUGCUGUUGCUCAUGGUUGCGGUGUCUCCGGAUGACCGGGAGAGAAAUUAUUUUGUUGCGGCAAGCUGAUUCGAUGGCAAAAUUUAGCCCUUUCAGCGUCAAGGAGUUACAGUGACCAAAGACCAAGACUAGAGUUAGACUAGGUACAAGGCAAGCCGUUGCUCAGGAUACCUUAUUGAUAUAAAGUAUGAGUAAAGGUAUAACCUUAUGGUCAAAAUUUGUGUAAUAGUCCCAAAUCUCCAAGCAACCCACUGGAAUGCUUGCUUUUAGACGUC
Molecule: messenger RNA, 2243 nt
Organism: Pyricularia grisea
Lineage: Eukaryota; Fungi; Ascomycota; Sordariomycetes; Magnaporthales; Pyriculariaceae
Exons: 2
Coding region: 105-641 (178 amino acids)
Biological process (GO): protein lipoylation; glycine decarboxylation via glycine cleavage system
Cellular component (GO): cytoplasm; glycine cleavage complex; mitochondrion
Source: RefSeq, a predicted model, not a curated record